Caenorhabditis angaria is the source of this 1741-nucleotide messenger RNA. Lineage: Eukaryota; Metazoa; Nematoda; Chromadorea; Rhabditida; Rhabditidae. The record is from the annotation of a GenBank genome assembly.
AUGUCAAGUUUGUUUUUAUCAACCGGCGCAUGGCAAUCAUUUUGGCGCGAAUACGUGUCGCGCGUGUGCCGCGUUUUUAGGUGAGCUAAAUACAACGAGAUUACGUGAUGACGCUAGGCUGAUCUGUGUGAUUAAAUAAUAAUUGAACGUCUUUUGCAGAAGAUCUAAUGUCUCGAAGAAUCCGAGUAGCAAAUGUCGACUUUCGAAUAAUUUAUGUGUUCCGAAUGAUGAAGGAAGGUGGUUUUGUAAAAAGUGUCGGAUGAAGAGAUGUUUGGACCUUGGAAUGACACCAGAUAGUGAGCUAUUUUUUACUUAUGCUUCAACUGAACUCAAGGAUUUCUUAGAAAAUUCAGAAGUCUACAUGUAGUGUAACGUGGCAAAAGGCAAAAGGCUCCCACCACACGUCAUAACUUUAUUAUUAGAAUAUUUUGAUUCUUGUGAAUUUUUGAGCACAACACCUUUAUCAACGGGUCAAUAAUCAAAAGAAACAAUAAAAAAUAAACCGAUUAAUUGUGAGGCAGAAUGAGUUAUGACGUGGAAAACUAUACUCUUUGAAAAGUUUGUUGGAAUUCCCGAACAAUCUUAGAUUAUUUAAUUGAUUGAAAAAUCACAGACCUCUGUCUUGUUUUUGAAAUAUCAAACAAAAAACUAAAUUGUAGAUAUUCAAUAUGAUCGGGAUCUAUUUUCAACGUCGGAACAAUUCUUACAAAGUCGAGUUAAACGGAAAAUCACGGAUACCAUACCUAUGGUUAGUUUCAUUUCCACAAACCUCACUAAACAUAUAUUGUUUCCAGUCAAUGGAAGUUUGCCUUGGUCAGCCUCACUUCAUUUUUUUACUUGAUCGAGAUCAAGUAAAUACACAACGAACAUGGGUUGAUAUGACUGAUCUGAUUAUCAACUCUCAAAAAAUUAUGUUUCAAAAUCCCCAUUAUGUCGAUAAAAACCUUAAUCAACUCGAGAAACUAACACUUGGUUAUCAAGAAGUUAGAAAACUCCAAAAAUCAGAAAUGUCUGAAGUUCGAGUUAUCACAAAAGAACAAACUUGUAAAAUGUGGGAAAGAGAAUUUGAAAUGGCUGCGAGAUGGUUGAAAUACUGUGAUGAGUUUCGAGAAUUGUCACAAGAACUUCAAACUGAUUUUUUGAAAUGUAUGUGGUCUUUAUGGUCGAGGAUUGAAAGAUUAGCAACGACAGCUGAAAUGCGGGCGAAAAGUGAGAUUAAAAAUCGUCAGUAUGUUAUAUCACAUGAUAAUUAUAUUGAUUUCAAUGAGGUUAAAGUUGAUUUGAAAUGGAUGACGAAUUGUCCAGCUGAACAUUUAGCUUUGUAAGUGAUGAGUCUUUAGUCUAUUUUAUUAAACUCAUUAAAAUCUUUAGCUUCUUUGACCCAUUGAGCGGCUGGUUUUCCGAAUCUUUGGUGGAUACUUUGAUCGAACUUUCUCCCACUGAUAUCGAAAUCACUUAUCUUCUUUUCCAACUUUGUUUCCAAAUGACUGCUCAAUUAAAAGGUGGAGAGGUUCAAAAAUUAACGGACAAACUUGAAGAUAUUUUGGCAGAUAAUCUUCAUCAAUAUUAUAUUUCAAAUAAUAUACCAAGAUAUACUUUAAGGUUGACAAAACUAUUGAAUAUUAAUAAUCAAUUUAAACGGCAAUUAUUUAUUAGAAAAGAGAGAUUUGCGAUUGGUGUGAUUUUUGAUGUUUUUAAGAUUAAAUUUUCGCAUCCAGAAAUGUUCAACUUUUCGUGUUGA